Molecule: messenger RNA, 3261 nt
Organism: Zingiber officinale
Lineage: Eukaryota; Viridiplantae; Streptophyta; Magnoliopsida; Zingiberales; Zingiberaceae
Product: ice-structuring glycoprotein-like
Exons: 13
Coding region: 1-3261 (1086 amino acids)
Biological process (GO): termination of RNA polymerase II transcription
Cellular component (GO): mRNA cleavage factor complex; cytoplasm
Molecular function (GO): mRNA binding; RNA polymerase II complex binding
Source: RefSeq, a predicted model, not a curated record
AUGGCGACUGUUCUUCGGCUGGUGAGGUUAUCAGAGGGAUGUGAGCUUGAAGGAGGAACUCUUGUUUUAGCUCUUGAAGCAAUGGCUAUUUUGACUUCCCCGCCGCAGCCACCGCCGCAGUCGUCGCCUCAGCCGCCCCAGUCGCCGCAUUCGCCGCCUCAAUCUCCGCAGUCGCCGCCGCAGACACCGCAUUCGCUGUCACAAUCGCAGCAUCCGCCACAGUCGUCGUCGCAUUCGCCGCAGUCGUUCCCGCAUUCGCCGCUGCAUUCACCGAAGUCGUCGCCUAAGUCACCGCAGUCAUCGCCUCAGCCGCUGCAGUCACCGCCGCAAUCGCCUUCUCCGUCGUCGUUGCCGCCCCUACGACCACCGCAGCCUCCGCCGCUGUUCCUUCUCUCACCGUCCCUUGGCCCCUACUUCCGCCGCAGUUGCUGCCGCAGCCACCAUCGCGUUUGUUCCUGCCACGUUUCUCUCGGUCUCGGCGUUUCUCUCAGUCUUAGACGUUGUCAUCGCCGUAACAACCACUCUCUUCCCCGCCGCAACCACCACCGCAGUCGUCACCUCAGCCGCCCCAGUUGCCGCAUUCGCAGUCUCAAUCGCCGCAGUCACCGUCGCAGUCACCGCAUUCGCCGUCGCAGUCGCCGCAUUCGCACAGUCGCCGUCGCAUUCGCCGCAGUCAUUCCCGCAUUCGCCGCAGCAUUCAUCGAAGUCUCCGCCUCAGUCGCCGUAGUCGUCGCCGCAGCCGUUGCACUCGCCACCGCAGUCGCCUUCUCCGUCGCCGUCGCCGCCCCUACGGCCACCGCCACCACAGCCUCCAAUGCUGUUGCUUCUCUCAUCGCCCCUCGGCCCCCGGUUCCACUACAGUUGCUGCCGCAGCCACCAUCGCUCCCCGCCGCAGCCACCGCCGCAGUAGCCGCCUCAGCCGCCCCAGUCGUCGCAUUCGCCGCCUCAGUCGCCGCAGUCGCCGUCGUAGUCACCCCGGUCGUCGCCGCAGCCACCACAAUCGUCGUCCCAGUCGCCGCAUACGCCACAGUCGUUGUCACAUUCGCCAUAGUCGUUCUCGCAUUCGCCGUCGAAUUCACUGAAGUCGUCGCCCCAGUCGCCGCAGUCGUCGCAGACGUCACCGCAGUCGUCACCUCAGCCGCCGCAGUCGCCUUCUCCAUCGUCGUCGCCGCCCCUACGACCACCGCCGCCGCAGCCUCCGCCGCUGUUGCUUCUCUCUCCGCCACUCGGCCCCCGGUUCCGCCGCAGUUGCUGCCGCAUCCACCAUCGCCCACUGUCUCAACAUCUCUUUCAUAUUCCGCCGCCGGAACCAUCAUCAAUGCAAUUAUUCCGAUCAUCAUCGCCACCGUCGCAGUCGCCGCCUCAGUCGCCGCAUUCGCUGCCUCAGUCGCCGCAGUCGCCGCAGUCGCCGCCGCAGUCACCGCAUUCGCCGACACUAUCGCCGCAUUCGCCGACACUAUCGCCGCAUUCGCCGACACUAUCGCCGCAUUAGCCGCAGUCGUUCCUGCAUUCGCCACCGCAUUCACCGAAGUCUUUGCCUCAGUCGUCGCAGACGCCGCCUCAGCCGCUGCAGUCGCCACCGCGGUCACCUUCUCCGUCGUCGUCGCCGCCCCUACGGCCACCGCCACAGCAGCCUCCGCCGCUGUUGCUUCUCUCACCGCCCCUCAGCCCUCGCUUCCGUCGCAGUUGCUGCCGCAGCCACCAUCGCUAUCAGACGCUGUCGUCGCCGUAACAACCACUCUCUAUGCGACGCUUCUCUCGGGCACUAUCUCAACAUCUCUUUCAUCUUUCGCCGCCGGAACCAACUUCAAUGCAAUUAUUCCGAUCAUCAUUGUCCCCGCCGCAACCACCGCCGCAGUCGCCGCCUACGCUGCCCCAGUCGCCGCAUUUGCCGCCUCAGUCGCCGCCGCAGUAGCCGCCGCAGUCACCGCAUUCGUCGUCGUAGUCGCCGCAUUCGCCACAGUCGCUGUCACAUUCGCCGCAGUCAUUCCCGCAUUCACCGCCAAAUUCACUGAAGUCGUCGCCUCUGUCGCCGCAGACAUCGCCACAGUCGUCACCUCAGCCGCCGCAGUCGCCGCCGCAGUCGCCUUCUUCAUCGCCGUCGCCGCCCCUGCGGCCGUCGCCGCCCCUGCGGCCACCGCCUCCGCCACUAUUGCUUCUCUCACCGCCACUUGGCCCCCACUUCCGCCGCAGUUGCUGCCGCAUCCACCAUCGCUCUCUGACGCCAUCGUCGCAGUAACAACAACUCUCUGUGCGACACUUCUCUCGGCCACUGUCUCAACAUCUCUUUUAUCUUCCGCCGCCGGAACCAUCAUCAAUGCAAUUAUUCUGAUCAUCAUCGUCCCCGCCGCAGCCAUCGCCGCAGUCGCCGCCUCAGUCACCCCAGGCGCCGCAUUCGCCGCCUCAGUCGCCGCAAUCGCCGCCGUAGUCACCGCAUUCACCGCCACUGUCACCGCAUUCGCCACAGUUGCCGUCGCAUUCGCCGCAGUCGUUCCCACAUUCGCCGCCGCAUUCACCGAAGUCGUUGCCUCAGUCGCCGCAGUCACCGCAGACGCCGCCGCAGUUGUCGCCUCAGCAGCUGCAGUCGCCACCGCAGUCGCCUUCUCCGUCGCCACCCUUGCGGCCACCACCACCGCAGCCUCCGCCGCUGUUGCUUCUCUCACCGCCCCUCGACCACCGCUUCCGUCACGCUGUCAUCGCCGUAACAACCACACUCUAUGCGACGCUUCUCUCGGCCACUUCCCCGCCGCAGCCACCGCCGCAGUCGCCGUCUCAGCCGCCGCAGUCACUGCAGUAGCCGCUGCAGUCACCGCAGUAGCCGCCGCAUUCGCCACAGUCGCUGUCACAUUCGCCCAGUCGUUCCCGCAUUCGCCGCCGAAUUCACUGAAGUCGUCGCCUCAGUCGCCGCAGAUAUCGCCGCAGUCGUCACCUCAGCCGCCGCAAUCGCCUUCUCCAUCGCCGUCGCCGCCCCAGCGGCCACCGCCGCCACAGCCUCCGCCGCUGUUGCUUCUCUCACAGCCACUCGGCCCCCGCUUCUGCCGCAGUUACUACCGCAUCCACCAUCGCGUUUGUUCUUGCCAAUUUCUCUCGGUCUCGGCGUUUCUCUCAGUUUCAGAUGCUGUCGUCGCAGUAACAACGACUCUCUGUACGACACUUCUCUCGGCCGCUGUCUCAACAUCUCUUUCAUCUUCCACCGCCGAAACCAUCAUCAAUGCAAUUAUUCCGAUCAUCAUCGGUAUUUCCACCAUUCGUCUAGGUUAA